AUGACAAAUCCUUAUGAUGGUUAUAUUCAACAAAUUUUAGAAUUAAAACACCAAUUAGAUGAACAAUCAAAACUUGUAGAAGAAGAAUACUGUGAUGCUUUUAACCAAAUAAAAGAAAUAGCAUUAGCUGUUGGAUUUGAAGAUGAUAAACCAAUACAGCCAUAUCAAGUUGAAUUUCAAUUGUCACAUCGUGACAUAAUUAUGCCAUCACUACCCAAAGAAUUUAGUACAGCUAUCGAUAAUUUAAAAAGAGGAAAAUGCAACAGUCAGAUUAGUGUUUCUGAGUUAAUGAAGUCGUUAAGAGCAGAAUGGCUUGGAGAUGAAGUAGUUAAUGGAUUUAUUGAGUUAUUACAAAAUAAAAGAAUUGGAUUUUUAAAUUCAUUCUUUUUUACAAAAUUAUCAAAAAAUUGGAGUUUAUCAGGCAAUCGAAUUGACUUUGAAAAUAGUAAACGUUGGGUAAAAAAUAAUGAUUUGUUUUCAUAUGAAAAAGUACUUAUUCCAAUCAACAUCAGUAAUACUCAUUGGGUACUUAGUGUUAUUGAUAAUGAUGAACAUACUAUUAGUGUUUACGAUUCUUUAUCUGGGGGAAGGAGUUGUCAAAAUAUCAGUUUAAAAAUAGCUGCUUUUGUUAGAAGAUUAGCUGAUGAAACUGGUCAUUUAGGGACGUAUAAUAUUAUUGAUAUAGAUGAUAAUCCAAAACAAAGUAACGGAUACGAUUGUGGUGCUUUUACCUGUAAAUGUGCUGAUUGCAUUUCUUUAGGAGUGCCAUUAGAGUUUACACAAAAGGAUAUGCCUAAAUGGAGAGAGUUAUUAGUUGCUCAAGUGAUUGUAGGCAAAUUAAUAGUACCAAGAGAUUAA
This is a messenger RNA of Entamoeba dispar SAW760, 858 nucleotides long. Its product is annotated as sentrin-specific protease, putative. The record is from RefSeq and is a predicted model, not a curated record. The coding region runs from base 1 to 858 and encodes 285 amino acids. Gene Ontology annotation, cellular component: nucleus. Gene Ontology annotation, biological process: protein desumoylation. Lineage: Eukaryota; Evosea; Mastigamoebida; Endamoebidae. The transcript has a single exon. Gene Ontology annotation, molecular function: deSUMOylase activity.